UGGCUUGCAACAAUGAACAUAUCUUAUAUUUUUGACAAGGCAUAGAACAAAGCAUUAAACAUGAGCCUUUAUCGACUAACAAACCACGGAAUUUAUCUUAUAACAGUGGCAUUGCACUGCAUCACGCUCACUACAGGAUAUGGUUACUCUAAAUGUUAUCUGCCAUACAACAACAACAAAUAUGCUGACUGUGUAGGCCGAAGGGUUGUUGCCUUAACAUCAGAGAUUAGGAAUCUUCCAAAUGAAACACAAUGGUUAAACAUGUCACAAAAUGAAAUCAGGAUCAUAGAAGAUCAUGCAUUUUCUCAUUUGCCCAAUCUCCUGGAGAUCCAACUGAGUAAGAACAGAAUUCAUACUAUUCAACACAAGGCAUUCCAAAACUUAAAUAACCUUCAGCUCCUUGACCUUAGCCAAAACCUAAUCGAGUCUUUGGAUUCCCUGACAAAUCUCACAAGCCUCAGAAUUCUUUGCAUCAGUCACAACAAGAUCUUCACGAUACAAAGUGAGAUCCUGAGACCUUUACAAGCUUUAGAAGAACUUAAUCUGGCCUCUAAUUUAAUUUCAGAUUUUAGAAUGGUGGCAAAGGCACUCACAAAUUUGUACAUGGUUUCUAAACUGAACCUUUCCUCAAACACUAUAUCCAACCUGAGCAGUGAGCAACGUUUGAUAAAAUUACCGUCUCUACAAUACCUGAUCCUUUGCAAUAAUACAAUUUCUGUUUUGGAUCUCUCCUAUUACUUCAUGCCUAAUCUUAUAGAACUGAAUGUGUUGAGGAAUAACAUGUCUCGCAUAAAUGGGAGUUCUUUGCAAAAUGUACCCAACUUGUCUAAAAUUGUAUUUGAUGAAAACCCUUUAAACAUUUCCCAACUUUUGGGAAGCUGGCUUCCAAACCUGACAGAACUUCACUGGUCAAGUAUGAGACCUGCUCCACAGCAUGACCUGUCAGUCGCUUGUCAAGUUUUCCAAAGUUUACCAUUAUUGCGAUGGCUUGAGCUCAAGCAUUGCAAAAUCUCAAGCGCUAACUUAAAGGUCAUUGGACAAUGCACAAACCUUACUACACUUGUCCUGUCAACAAGUUCUUUCAUCAGGAUGGUAAACAAUAGUCUUCAGAGUUUUGAAUAUCUUCAGGUCCUUCACCUUGAUAGCUGUAAGGUAAAGCAAAUUAAUGUCAAUGCCUGGAAUGGUUUGAAGGCCCUCCACACUCUAAAUUUGGAAAGAAAUAGACUCUCAGUCUUGAAAACAAACAUGUUCAGUCCUUUAAGUAAACUUCGCGUUUUAGACUUGUCGAAAAACUAUGUGACAUACAUCGACAAAGAUGCGUUUAAGGGCUUAUACCAUUUAAGAUACCUUAGCCUGAGAAGCUGCAAAAUAGCUUAUAUAAAAGAAGGAAAAUUUAUGUAUCUGCGCAAUCUCAGAGUGCUUGAUUUAAGGGAAAACAGUUUAUCGGUAAUCCGGGGCAAAUCAUUUCACAAACUGAGAAAACUUCAAACACUUUUAUUGUCUGGGAACAAAAUAUCCUCCAUUCAAAAAUAUGCUCUACAGGGUCUUAGCUCUUUGGAGCAUCUUUCUUUGGCAGAUAACGGUUUUUAUAAAUUAACUAAUUUUACUUUACAAUUUUUAAAAUCUCUUGUCACGUUGGACCUAAGUAAAAACCAAUUGUGGGCUUUUAAUAAAUAUCAGUCACCAAAUCCAUUCUUGUAUCUUAAGCAAUUAAAAUCUUUGGACCUGAGCUACCAAACUCAAACCUUCAGUGACAUUAGUGUUCCAGCAACGUUGUUCAAAGGUCUUCAGUCUCUUCAAAAACUGAAUCUCAGAGGAAACCCGUGCCUAUUUUUCAAAAACAAGUCCUUGACACUUCUUGCAAAUCUAACGGAAUUGGAUAUUUCUGAACUCUACCCAAUGACAGAUCAUUCGGACCUUUUUAAACCAGAGUUAUUUCAAAAUCUCACUCAACUUAGGCACCUUAACGCCGACAAAAAUGAAAUUCGGGAUCUUCCAGAAAACAUAUUUUCGCACGUAACACUGUUGGAAAACUUGUCACUAAAAUACAAUAAACUUCGAAAUAUCAGCAAAAGCAUUUUAGAAAACGUGCCCAAUUUAGUAUAUUGUGAUGUGUAUAUGAAUCCACUUUCUUGCUCCUGUGAAAACUGUUGGUUUCAAAAUUGGUCUGAGUUUAACACAGUGGUGCAAGUUCCCUUUAUUCAGUCGUAUAAUUGCUUUGGCCAGCGAGCUCAAGACAAUAACUUUAUAAACUAUGAUCUCAGUUUUUGUGGCACCGACAUCUCGGUCUACUUCUUCUUUGGAACAUUCUUCACAACGUCGCUAUUCUUGAUCGUAAGUCUUUUGAUUGUUAAGCUGAAGUGGUCGAUACUCUAUGGCUACUAUAUGUUACGAGUCUGGUUCAAGUGGAAAAUUCAAAAGGAAGAACGCGCGUGUAGAUAUGAUGCAUUUAUAUCUUACUCUUCAGAGGAUGAACAAUGGGUCGUAGAAAAUCUACUAUUUCAACUGGAAGAGCAGGGCAAAUAUAGAUAUAAGCUUUGCUUCAAACCUCGAGACUUUGUUCCAGGAUGCUACCAUAUAGAAAACAUUCAGGAAGCCAUCAGCAACAGCCGCAAGACGAUGUGCAUUGUGAGCAGACAUUACCUAACAAGUGAGUGGUGCAGGAUUGAAAUGGAGAUGGCGUGCUCCAGAGUCUUUUUUCAGAAGGAGGAUGUCCUUCUUCUGGUUUUUCUAGAAGAUAUCCCAGACUACAGACUUUCUGCCUAUCACAAGUUAAGAAAGCUAAUAAAGCAAAAUACGUACCUCCACUGGCCUGAGGACCCCCAGGGCGAAGAACUGUUUUGGUUUAAACUUAGUGAAGCCUUAGGCAAGGAGAUGUAUGAAGAGGAUACAAUACAGCUUGGAGUGGCCAGAAGAGCAUUUUAAUUUUAUGAUGUAUUUUCAGUGCACCAGAAAAUCCUCUGAUGUUCAUAUACUGUACUUAUAUCUGUGUGUGUGUGUGUAUCUAUUUAUCUUUCUACCUACCUAUUAACUGUACAAUAUCCGUUUUUUUCCUAUAUUUUUAUUGAUGUGUGU
Messenger RNA from Spea bombifrons (plains spadefoot toad), 3075 nucleotides. RefSeq names its product toll-like receptor 13. NCBI's taxonomy places the organism in Eukaryota, Metazoa, Chordata, Amphibia, Anura, Pelobatidae. Gene Ontology annotation, molecular function: transmembrane signaling receptor activity; protein binding. Bases 61 to 2925 code for a protein of 954 amino acids. The transcript is spliced from 2 exons. The record is from RefSeq and is a predicted model, not a curated record. Gene Ontology annotation, biological process: immune response; toll-like receptor signaling pathway. Gene Ontology annotation, cellular component: membrane.